This is a messenger RNA of Gambusia affinis (western mosquitofish), 1053 nucleotides long. RefSeq lists its product as uncharacterized. Bases 16 to 951 code for a protein of 311 amino acids. The transcript is spliced from 2 exons. Lineage: Eukaryota; Metazoa; Chordata; Actinopteri; Cyprinodontiformes; Poeciliidae. Gene Ontology annotation, molecular function: nucleic acid binding; RNA-DNA hybrid ribonuclease activity. The record is from RefSeq and is a predicted model, not a curated record.
UUGAAAAUUAGCAUAAUGAAAAAUGAUUGGAAUUUAAAUGAAAUAGGGAUAAAGACUGAUAUUUAUUUAAGAACUACAUAUAAUAAUUACCUUAAAAUUUAUACAGAUGGUUCUAAGAAUUUAAAAGGAUAUGUGGGAAUAGGAAUAUAUAUUCCAGAGUUUAAAAAAUGUAUUUAUAAAAGAAUAUCAGAUCAAUUGUCGGUUUUUACAGCAGAAAUGGUGGCAGUUAUAUUAAGCUUGCAAUGGGUGGAGGAGAUUCGACCAGACAGGGUGGUGGUGUGCACAGAUUCCAAAGCAGUAGUAGAAAGUAUCAAGGGAGAAGGAAAUAAUAGAAAAGAUCUGGUAUUAGAAAUUCAUCAUAUUUUAUUUAGAUUAUAUAGGGGUGGCAUUGAUGUUUGGUUUUGUUGGGUGCCAGCACAUGAAGGAGUAAAAGGCAAUGAAAAGGCAGAUAAAUUAGCUAAAAGGGCUUUAGAGGGGGAAAUAGCAAUUUCAAUUCCUUUUGGGAAAGGGGAAGGGAAAUCACUUAUUAAAAGUAAAGAAAUGGAGGAAUGGCAAAAAAUAUGGAAUGAAGAUAAGAAAGGAAGAUUAUAUGAAGUACAAAAGUCAGUUCAAAUUCGAAGCAUUAAUGAAAGAAACAGAAGAGAAGAAAUAAUAAUUAGUAGAUUAAGAAUAGGUCAUACCUACUUAAAUGACAUGCUUUAUUUAAUAGGGAGGAAAAAUAGUGAUAAAUGUGAGAGAUGUGGAGAAAAAGAAAAUGUAGAACACAUACUGAUGAACUGUAAGUCAUAUGAACACAAAAGGGAAGAAUUAGAGAGAAUAGUUAGAAGUAUAGGGCAUGAAUGGAAUCUUAAAGGUAUAUUAGGAAAUGAAGGAAACAUAACAAAUAUUCAUAAAUUAAGGAAAGCAUUGUUUAUUUAUCUUAAGAAUACAAAAUUAAAAAAUAGAAUCUAAUAGAUGUGAAGUAACUCUGCUACACACUCAUGUACAGUAGGUGGCGGUAUGCACCUUAAAGUUGCUUGUGAUCCGCCAUAAUAGAAAAGAAGAAGAAGAAGA